GACUCAGCACGCACCGCGCGCUUUCUAUCUGGGAACUUUCAAAAAGGAUUCGUUAUAAACUCAUCACCUUCAUGUCGGCUCUGCUGAAUAUUUCCUCACCGAUGCUAUGGUUACCUUUAUUACGAUCUUACAGGUGAAUCUAGUGAUGUCCAUCUUGCUGUACGUGAUGUUCCUCAUGUACCUCUAUGGUAUCUCAGCUUCUACGAUGGACACGCAGCGGCCCACGCAGGACCCCAUCAACACACUCAUCAUAAAGCUCCUGCAGGCUGACAUCAGUCGCAGCCGACAAAAGCAGGAUGACGUGCUCCCUUCCUACACCUUAAACCCACCCUCAGUGACGGAUUACAAGGAGAACAUCAGUGACCAGUCCAUGACGGACAUCUCGACGGAGCUUCUGCGUCAGCACAAACGUUACAACUCGCCCCGUGUGCUUCUCAGCGACCGGCCUCCGCUGCAGCCGCCACCGCUCUACCUCAUGGAUGACUUCGUCAGCAACCAGGAUGGCAGCGGUGCCAACAAGACUCGGCAGAAGCGCAACACUGAGCACAAGAGCUACAGGGGCGAGUUUUCAGUAUGUGACAGCGUCAGCCUGUGGGUGACGGACAGGACCACUGCUGUGGACAUUAAGGGACAAGUGGUCAAGAUUUUGGGGUCUGUCAAUGCAGGACGCACAAACAUCAAGCAGUACUUUUACGAGACGAGAUGUGACACCGGCAAGUCCCAAAAGGGCAGCUGUCGGGGCAUCGACGAGAAGCACUGGAACUCACAGUGCAAAACCUCGCAGACUUUUGUGCGUGCUCUCACUCAGGAUGAAUCGUCGGUGGGAUGGCGCUGGAUACGAAUAGACACCUCGUGCGUCUGCGCGCUCUCACGCAAACACCGCAGGACGUGAAAAACACCUCAGCCACUUCUCCACUGUCUUUUUUAUGUUCCCUGGGGGGAGGGCUGUAAAUAUAUAAAUAUAAAUUAUUAUUUAAGUUAUAUGGAAUGCAUAUAGUUUAUACAUGUCUAUGUAUAAUGUAUAAAUAUACUUGUUAUUUAUUUAAGUUGUUUGCAAAAAAAAAAGAAAAAAAAAGAGACUUACAAUAAUAUGCAAUGCCGCUAAGCUACAGGAGCAUUGCAUGCUGAAUUGUGCCUUGCUCACAUAUCAGAGUCAAAGGACACAUCACCUGGACCUUGGGAACAGUUGCAAUGGAAAACACAGAUCACUCAAUAUCAUAUUAACUUCAGUAUUGUUCAUGAAAACCAGUUUUUCUACUGAAACAGGCUGCCAGUAUAUCCUCUUCGUGUCUGGGAAAAUGAGUCACAGUUGGGAUGUUGUCAUAUUUUGUUUGGAAAUGUGUAAACAUACAGUAUAUGUAUCAAAACUGCAUGAAAUACCUAAGAAGUAUAUAUUUUUCUAAGCACUCCUAUUAGUGGUUUAAAGAUGCAGAAACUUGUGCAGAGAGUCAAUCCUAGCAGAACAUAUGAACCAAAAAGUGACGGUUUAGUGAUACACAAUCUAGGCCGUAUUUUGAAUUCUAGAUGGCCUUCUGAAAAUGUUUAACAUCAUUUUAGAAAUUGAAUUUAGUGCAUUCCAACAUAGCCGCAAUGAAGUGGGAACGACAACAUCCAAGUAUUGACUUUGAAGAGUCCAAUCAUGAAAUUAUUGCUCACCAUCGUGUAGCUCAGUAGCCCUGAAGAAGCUCCUCAGCAAAUGGAGGCACAAAGACUCCUCCCACUAGCCAUGCCCUUUUCUGAAGCCCUGCCCAGUCUACCAGAAACAACCAGAAAUAAGCUUACUACACUUUUAGUCUCUUUUCGAUCACCUGCCAUGAUCAGUAGCAACUUGACCACCUUAAAGAAUGAAGCCAGCACACAUAAGAGCAGCAUGUAAACAAAAUGGGCCGUCGCUAAUGACAAUGUAGUGUUACACAGAGGUAAAGCUGCCUUAAGACGAUGUGCAUACUUGCAGAGCUGGGAUUUGAACAUGUAAUCUCCCCCUUAAUAGGGUUUCCCUCUUGUCAGACUCUUCUUAGGAGAUAAGCAUUUCGCCAGUGCGCUGCGGCUAAAAAAAGGCCUGCUGUACAUUUAUAUAAAGAAACUUGCUCAUCACUAGUCAGGAGAUACUAAGGUGAAGAUUAGCAGAUACUAAGAUUUGCGAUAUGCAAUGACUUAUUGCAUGGAUCAUGAAUCAGCCUCUUGAACAAAUUAACAUGAUUUGUACUCCUUCACAUUAAAUAUGAUAUCAAGACAACACGUUUGUCAGCAAAGCGUAUAAGAGAAUGUAGGCAGCAUUUGAAGCCAUUUUAAGAGCAUUUUUAAAAGGCCAGGCAGAUGCGGCUCGGCUUUUGUUCAGGCUUAUUUUGGUGACGUAUGACCCAGGUCACCUUUGAUUGGACAAGCCGUCCAAGUAGCCACAAGAAUCCAAAAUAUACCACCUACAUAUCAUAUUUACUUUUGUACCGGCAUAUAAAACUUGCAGGUUAAGCCAGGAUGGGGCCCAAACCCAUUACUACAUCAAGUGAAGUGCCAAGACUUCGUCCUCCAAGGUCUGAGCAUAAAGCUUUAUUAGCAUGAAAUUGUAUUAUAUUGCGACUAUAAAAAGAUCAGUAUAAAAAAGUGUUUUAUUGCUUUUUAAUGCUUCACGGGUUGCUGGAUUAAAGGCACUUUUUACGUUUUUUUUUUGUGGCUGACGACUCUGUUCGUGACCUGAUAUUCAGUGCUUGUAUUGGAUGGGAGGUUGUGAAACAGAGAAACAGGGUAUGGGCUCAGAUUUGAAACCACAGACCACCAAGGAUACAACACACCUUUUUCAAUCUCUGAUUACGUCCCGCUUCAGUAUGGCCCUCUGCGGAAAAACAGGAUAAAAGCUGAACACAGGAACUCCAUUUUCCAAGGAUGCUGUUGGGAAUUGGCCCACACAGUUGUCCAAAUGAAUUGCCUUUUCUGUAAAACACAUUAUUACACUGGAACAUGAGGAUCCCUAAAUGAUUUUGACUUCUUGGAUGACAUUCACCGAAACAUUCCCAUGUAUUUUAUGCUGUCUUGAAAAUCCCUGCUGGUGUCAUGCAUACUGUGUAGGAUUCUUGCUGCUUUAAACCACUACAACUACCCUUAUAAUGGACCAAUGGCCAUUGCCGAAACCCAAGGACAAGGACUCUUUUAUGAUGAAAUGAAACUGUGCCAAAACACAACAAACUAUAUUUAAGGACUACAUGCUUCUUAAUUAUAUUCAGACAUGAAUGUUAUCACUGGUAUGUCAAAAAAUCAAAUUGCAAGACAAAUCCCUAUUUUAGUAAAGAAGAAAGAUGGUAAUUGUUCAGUGAAGUAGUUUGUUUUGGCUGUACCUAUAACCCAUUGUUUGUAUUUUUAUUUAAUGUUUUUUGAAAGAGAGACUUUUCCCAUAGUGGCAGUGUUUCUCAAAAUGUCUUUCUCGUGCUGAUACUUGAAGGAGUGCUGUUUAUCUGGCCUACAACAUUC
Messenger RNA from Carassius auratus (goldfish), 3462 nucleotides. RefSeq names its product neurotrophin-3-like. Gene Ontology annotation, cellular component: synaptic vesicle; dendrite; axon. The coding region runs from base 107 to 892 and encodes 261 amino acids. Lineage: Eukaryota; Metazoa; Chordata; Actinopteri; Cypriniformes; Cyprinidae. The transcript has 2 exons. The record is from RefSeq and is a predicted model, not a curated record. Gene Ontology annotation, biological process: modulation of chemical synaptic transmission; cell surface receptor protein tyrosine kinase signaling pathway; negative regulation of neuron apoptotic process. Gene Ontology annotation, molecular function: nerve growth factor receptor binding; growth factor activity.